Messenger RNA from Oncorhynchus gorbuscha (pink salmon), 736 nucleotides. RefSeq names its product A-kinase anchor protein 13-like. Bases 104 to 640 code for a protein of 178 amino acids. Gene Ontology annotation, molecular function: MAP kinase scaffold activity. The record is from RefSeq and is a predicted model, not a curated record. NCBI's taxonomy places the organism in Eukaryota, Metazoa, Chordata, Actinopteri, Salmoniformes, Salmonidae. Gene Ontology annotation, biological process: regulation of Rho protein signal transduction; positive regulation of canonical NF-kappaB signal transduction; adrenergic receptor signaling pathway. Gene Ontology annotation, cellular component: membrane; actin cytoskeleton. The transcript is spliced from 5 exons.
UACUGUGGUGUUCAGUCAGUGGAGGCUGUGGUUGAGAAGGUUGAAGCAUUGUAAGGUUAGAUAUCAGCCUGUCUGGGGCUCACAGUCACUGAAAGUAACAGAGAUGUUGUAUCGACGGUUCUUUGAUGUCAAAGGUCUCUCCAUGAAGUUAAAGUGUCGGCGAGGACUAGAGGAAAAGGAUGGAGAGAAGAGUCGAGACAAAGACGAUAGGAGAGAGGCGAAGGCCAGAGAGAGAUGUACGCUGAACGGACAUCACUUCAGCAUGGUCUCCUCCCAGACACAAUCCUCCUCCUGCCACCAAUGCAGCAAAACCAUCAACACUAAGGAUGCCUUUCUCUGCACCCAUUGCAAUUCACAUGUUCAUAAGAGUUGUAGAGAAAGCCUGCCUGUCUGUGCCAAGGUGAAGAUGAAGUCGCCCAGACAGCAGUUUGCAGUUCCAGAUUCAGCCACCAUUCCUGUUGUCACCCGGAGACCAAAACGAGGGUUAAACCGUGCAUCGAGGGAGCGACCCUGGUCAGCCAUCUUGUCUCCAGAAGACCACUCCUCAUUGGUUGUUCCCUCCCGAAGACAUACCUCCAUCAUACCUUUCCCCGGCUCCAACCUGUCAAAGAGCAUCUCCAUAUCCAACAUCGCUGGGUGAGCAACCCAAACCUAACCCUGAGCCUGUUCUUAAACCCAAACCUAUCCCUAACCCUAUCCCUAUCCCUGACCCUGAGCCUGUUCUUAACCCAAACCU